AUGCAAAAUCAUUUGAGUCACACUUUUAGGGGAAAUGACGAACGGUCUCCUGAUGAUGCGUUUACGAAAGCGAGGGAGGUGUUUACCACCGCGGCGACGAAUGAGGAGGACCCGUCGUCGUCGUCGUUUUAUCGCGACGAAGGGGCGUCCUCCUCUCGAAUUAAAUCUCUGGAAGCGAUUUUACGCGCGUUGGGAGAUCGAAACGCGCGCUUAUCGGAGACAAAUGCAGAGUUGAAAGAGGAAUCAGGAAAGUAUAAGCUGGACGCGGAUCGGAUCGCGGAACGAUUCGCGAUGGUUUCGGAGAGAUUAACGGUUGCAGAGAGAGAAAGGGGAGAUAUUUUGGAACGCGCGAGCGCGUUGUCGGAAGCGUACGACGCGCAAACGUCCGAGUGUAAACGGAUGGAGAGAGAAAACGAAGGUUUGCGACGCGACGAGGAAAGAGAUAAAAAACGCGCGCGCGAGUUAGAAGGAGAGAAGAGAGAGUUGGAACAAGAGUUAAACGCGAGUAAAUUGGAUUUAGAGACGCUCAGGGAGAAGUACGCGAACGCGCGAGCGGAUUUAACGGUCGUACACGCGGAAUUAGACGCGUACAAAUGGAAAAUGGAAGCCGCGAACGCUAAAAUAGAAACGUUGGUUCGCCGGCGCGACGCGUUCAACGGAUUGGACGAGGAUUACCGCGACGACGACGACGACGACGAAAGAAAACAACAACAACAACAACAACAACCACCGUUAAUUCCAAUCUCCCCGGCGCUCGUCAAAGGCACGCAAACGAAGAAAUCGUCCUCUCGUCAGAAGACCGCUACUUCCACGAAUACCGAAGUCGUCGACGACCAAUCCUUCGUCCUCCAACACAACAACGCAAAACUUCUCCACGAAAACGCGCAGUUGAAACGAGCGCUCGUAAACGAAGAGAAGAUGAAACUCAAAGCGUUGCAGUUGGCGAACGAAGCGAGACUCGCCGCCGCGGACGCGGAGAAAAGAAGCGCGCGACUCGAAGAGGAACUCCAGAUGUACUUGUAA
Molecule: messenger RNA, 1023 nt
Organism: Bathycoccus prasinos
Lineage: Eukaryota; Viridiplantae; Chlorophyta; Mamiellophyceae; Mamiellales; Bathycoccaceae
Exons: 1
Coding region: 1-1023 (340 amino acids)
Source: RefSeq, a predicted model, not a curated record